This is a messenger RNA of Corylus avellana, 4249 nucleotides long. Its product is annotated as ABC transporter C family member 10. Gene Ontology annotation, molecular function: ABC-type transporter activity; ATP binding; ATP hydrolysis activity. The record is from RefSeq and is a predicted model, not a curated record. Gene Ontology annotation, cellular component: membrane. Gene Ontology annotation, biological process: transmembrane transport. NCBI's taxonomy places the organism in Eukaryota, Viridiplantae, Streptophyta, Magnoliopsida, Fagales, Betulaceae.
CUUAAAUUUAGAAGCAGUAGAAUUUGAAGCUGAAUUGGGUUCUCUCACUUGGAACUUUUGCACCAAAGCUGUUCUUAGGCCUAUUGAGAGUUUGAAGAGCAAGAGAACUGAAAGAUGAAGGUUGAAAGAGAUUCUGUUGGACUUGUUACUCCAUUUGCCAAAGCUAGAUUCCUCAGCAGAAUGUCGUUUUGGUGGUUAAAUCCGUUGAUGAAAAAAGGCAGGAAGAAAACUCUUGAGGAUGAAGAUAUGCCCAAGUUGCGCGAGGCAGAUCGAGCAGAAAAUUGUUAUAUGCUGUUCUUGGAACAAUUGAAUAAGCAAAAAAGAGCAAAACCAUCAAUUUUGAAGGCAAUAAUCUUGUGCCAUUGGAAAGAAAUCAUCUUAACUGGGUGUUUUGCUUUGUUAAAGAUUCUUACAGCGUCUGCCGGCCCCUUACUUCUGAACUCCUUCAUAUUGGUUGGUGAGGGGAAAAAAAGUUUCAAGUACGAAGGACACUUGCUGGCAAUAUCAUUUUUAUUUAUAAAGAGCAUAGAAUCCAUAUCACAGAGGCAAUGGUUCUUCCGAAGCAGGCUUAUUGGCCUGAAAGUGAGAUCAUUGCUAAUUGCAGCCAUUUAUAAAAAGCAACUGAGAUUAACCAAUUCAGCUAGGUUGAAGCACUCAGCUGGUGAGAUAAUGAACUAUGUAACUGUAGAUGCUUAUAGAAUUGGAGAACUUCCAUUUUGGUUCCAUGAGAGUUGGACGACAGGCCUCCAGCUAUGUCUUGCUUUAGCAAUUCUUGUCCAUGCAGUGGGGCUAGCAACAAUUGCAGCACUGGUAGUGAUAAUUCUCACCGUGCUUUGCAAUAUUCCAAUUGGAAAGAUACAGCAUAAGUUUCAGUCUAAGCUAAUGGUGGCGCAAGAUGAGAGACUGAAGGCAAGUUCUGAGGCUCUGGUCAACAUGAAGGUUUUAAAACUGUAUGCUUGGGAAACUCAUUUCAAGAAUGUUAUAGAAAAUUUAAGGAAGUUAGAACACAAAAGGCUCUCUGCAGUGCAGUCAGAGAGAGCAUAUCACAGCAUUCUCUUUUGGUCAACUCCUGUUUUGGUCUCUUCUGCUACUUUUGGAGCGUGUUAUUUCCUCAGAGUUCCUCUACAUGCAAAUAAUGUUUUCACCUUUGUAGCAACUUUUCGCCUCGUUCAGGAUUCAAUUUCACAUAUUCCUGAUGUAUUGGGGGUGUUCGUUCAAGCAAAGAUUGCAUUUGCACGCAUUUUACAAUUCCUUGAGGCACCAGAGCUGCAGAGUGCACAUGUCCAGCACGAUUGCAACAUGGAGAGUGUGAAUCACUCCAUUUUUAUCAAGUCGGCAAAAUUCUCCUGGGAAGAGAAUUCAUCAGAGCCCACUCUGAGAAACAUAAAUUUGGAGGUUAGACCUGGAGAAAAGGUGGCCAUAUGUGGAGAAGUUGGCUCAGGCAAAUCAACCCUUCUAGCAGCAAUUCUUGGAGAAGUUCCAAAGAUUCAGGGAACUAUUAAAGUAUGUGGGAAGAUUUCCUAUGUUUCUCAAACAGCAUGGAUUCAGAAUGGGACAAUACAGGAGAAUAUUUUAUUUGGGUCUGUCAUGGAUAGUGAAAGAUACAGAGAAACAUUGGAGAGGUGUUCGUUGGUGAAGGACCUUGAGUUGCUUCCUUUUGGUGAUCUCACUGAAAUAGGAGAGAGAGGAAUCAACUUGAGUGGUGGUCAGAAGCAACGCGUUCAACUUGCUCGGGCUCUCUAUCAAAAUGCUGAUAUAUUUCUCUUAGAUGAUCCAUUCAGUGCUUUGGAUGCACAUACUGCUAUGAGCUUAUUCAAUGAAUAUGUUUUGGGAGCGCUUUCUGGGAAGACAGUCUUACUCGUGACCCAUCAAGUUGAUUUCCUGCCUGCUUUCGAUUCUGUUUUGUUCAUGUCAGAUGGGGAAAUCCUACAGGAAGGUCCUUACCAUCGGUUAUUGGCCUCAAGCAAGGAAUUUCAGGACCUUGUUAACGCACACAAAGAGACGGCCGGCUCUGAAAGGCUUGCAGCCGUUAGUUCUGCCCAUAGACAUGGAACAUCAUCCAGAGAGAUUAGAAAGGCAUACGUAGAGAAGAAACUCAAAGCAUGUAAAAGUGAUCAAUUGAUUCAGCAAGAAGAGAGAGAAAUAGGAGACACGGGCUUCAAGCCUUACAUGCAAUAUCUGAAUCAGAGCAAAGGGUUCUUGUACUUCACCAUGGCCAGUAUCUCUCACCUUCUAUUUGCGAUUGGUCUGAUAUUACAGAACAGUUGGAUGGCUCGUAAAGUUGAUAAGGCCCAUGUUAGCACAUCGCGAUUGGUCUUGGUCUAUUUGCUGAUUGGACUGGCCUCAGUACUGUUUUUAAUAUUCAGAUGUCUUUGUACACUUGCUAUGGGUCUUAGAUCUUCAAAAUCUUUGUUUUCAAAGCUAUUAGACUCCCUUUUCCACGCACCCAUGUCUUUCUACGACUCCACACCUUUGGGAAGGAUACUUAGCAGGAUAUCUUCUGAUCUGAGUAUCAUGGAUCUCGAUGUCCCGCUCAGCCUUAUGUUUUCAGUUUCAUCUACCAUAAAUGUUUGUUCUGCUCUUGUAGUACUAGCCGUUGUCACCUGGCAGGUCUUAUUUGUCUGUGUACCAAUGAUUUAUCUCGCAAUUAGCUUGCAGAGAUACUACUUCGCCUCUGCAAAAGAACUGAUGAGGAUAAAUGGCACAACCAAGUCCUUAGUAGCAAGUCAUCUAGCUGAGUCUUUAGCGGGAGCCAUGACAAUAAGGGCUUUUGAGAAGGAAGACAAGUUCUUUGCAAAAAAUCUUGACCUCACUGACACCAAUGCUAGUCCUUCUUUUCACAACUUUUCAGCAAAUGAGUGGUUGACCCAAUGGAUAGAAAUGAUAAGUGCAGUUGUUCUUGCCUCUGCAGCACUUUGCAUGGUUUUGCUUCCUCCCCGAACUUUUAGCUUUGGACUCAUGGGGAUGUCACUUUCUUAUGGUCUUUCCUUAAGCAAUAACCUUGUCCGUGCAAUUCAAAAGCAUUGCAGUAUAGCAAAUGACAUCAUUUCUGUAGAAAGGCUAUAUCAAUACAUGCAUAUUCCCAGUGAAGCCCCUCAAGUAAUAGAAGGGAGCCGCCCAACAACGUAUUGGCCGGCUGUGGGUAAAGUGGAGAUACAAGAUUUGCAGGUCAGAUAUAGGCCCAAUGCACCUCUCGUUCUUUGCGGGAUAAAUUGCACUUUUGAAGGAGGGCACAAGAUUGGUAUUGUUGGCCGAACUGGCAGUGGGAAGACUACCCUCCUAAGUGCUCUUUUUCGUCUGGUGGAGCCAGCUGCAGGGAAGAUUAUAGUUGAUGGCAUUGACAUCUCUCAAAUUGGACUUCAUGAUCUUAGGUCACGUCUCGGAAUAAUUCCUCAAGAUCCUACUCUUUUUAAUGGUACUGUGAGAUACAAUUUGGAUCCCUUGUCUCAAUAUUCUGACCAAGAAAUCUGGGAGGUUAUUGAAAAGUGUCAGCUGCAAGAGGCUCUUCAAGAUAAAGGAAAGGGCCUAGAAGCCUUAGUUGUGGAAGAUGGAUCGAAUUGGAGCGUAGGGCAGCGGCAACUUUUCUGUCUAGGGCGUGUGCUUUUGAGGAGAAGUCGGAUAUUGGUGCUCGAUGAAGCAACUGCAUCCAUUGAUAAUGCAACUGAUAUGAUUCUGCAGAAAACUAUUCGGACUGAAUUUGCAGAUUGUACUGUAAUCAUAGUAGCGCACAGGAUACCAACCGUGAUGGAUUGCACCAUGGUUCUUGCUAUUAGAGAUGGAAAAGUAAUGGAGUAUGAUACACCUAUGAACUUGAUGAAGAGAGAAGAUUCGCUGUUUGGGCAGCUUGUGAAGGAAUACUGGUCCCGUUCUGAGUCUACAGAACCCCAUUGAACCUAACAAUAACUUCUUAUGCAGACUUUUUUAAAAAAAUGGGAAGAAAAAAAAGUUUUUAGUGGGAAGCAGGGGGAAAAAAACUUCAGUGGGGCUCUAAAGAAAAAGAAAAGCAUUGACAGGCCAUGUUUUAGGUUGUGUAAUGUAUCUAGUUGUAUUGAAAUGCCAUGCUCCCUCUUUCUAAAGAAGGCAACAGUUAUAAUUAACUAUAUCUAUUAGAAACAUAAAAGAGCUCCACUGUUAUGAACAGGAUUCUCCACCAUUUUGAUUUGAACAGGUGCAUUCAACGCAUCUUUGUGGAGUUUAUGGGUUUUCCCACUGCAGGGACGUCCAUAAAUUUUGGAGGAGCCACAAAGAC